Schizophyllum commune H4-8 is the source of this 1097-nucleotide messenger RNA. RefSeq lists its product as uncharacterized. Lineage: Eukaryota; Fungi; Basidiomycota; Agaricomycetes; Agaricales; Schizophyllaceae. The record is from RefSeq and is a predicted model, not a curated record. The transcript has 3 exons. The coding region runs from base 61 to 1062 and encodes 333 amino acids.
UCGCCUUCUCGCUUUCUCUAGCCCUGCGGAUCCCUCAGAACAUCGAAGCUCUGUCUACAGAUGCCUAAGGUGGCACAAUCCUUCAAGAACAUCGUGUCGAGAUGUUCCGCUGCUCGGGCGACUCAACGUGCUCCGGCGUCUACCACUGCGCUUCAAGACAUCGAGAACACUCCUCCUCCACAGCCUAGGGCUCGUCGCGCGACUAGAUCUCAGCCAGCACCGCCAGCGACGCCUCCUCUCGCGGAACUCGAGAAACUUCGCUCCGAGCUCGCCGCUUUACAAGAUGAGAACUCGGCUCUGCGGGAUGCUUCAGCGGAGCAGGCACGGCAGCUCGUCCAGAGUGCCUCGGAACUUCGAUCUGCGAGGGAGACUCUGGCAAAAGUACGACAAGCAAAACGCGAACUCAGCGCUCAGAAGCGAUCUCUGGACGACCAGCUGAAGGAGGAACAUUCGGAACGCGCGCUUCAUCUCGAAGUGUCCACGACAGUCGCAUUCAAUGCUAGUCAGCGUAUGCGGAAGAAUGGUACAGAGAAGUUCAUAGACAAGGUGAUCACUCCUUCUCUGGAGACCUGGGUUAUACGCAACGGGCGCACCAUCUUCGCGAAGCAGCAAGUAGGCGAAUUUCGAGAAAGGGUGGCUGCCGACUACCGCGAGAAGGCGGACACCCACGACCAGCAGGCGGCGAAGAAGGUCGCGAUCGAAAAGGAGCGUUUAGAGCGUUUGGCAGCUGUCGGGAUGGUUACCGACGUAGCGGCGGUUGAAGCGAUGACACUCGCCAAGUUGCGCGAGCAGCUGGAGAUCCAUAAGGAUAUUCUGAAGGAUCCCGUCCUCACUGACAAGAAGCAGUUCAAGUGGGGGAUGGUUAAGAGUCUCAUCCCACGUAGAAUGGCUGUCUUGGCGGCCCUCGAGCGCUACCACUUAGCCAAUCCCGGGGCCCUGAAGGCGGCGGAAAAAUCGGUCUUGCUGCCCAGCCCUAUGGAAGUAGACGGAGAGCAUUCUUCCAUCGACUCGGAAGCCGAUGUCGACUCCGAAGACGACAUGGCGGACGAGGAGUUCUUCUGAUACAUGCACGCUCCUCCCAAGACCAUAUUAUAUUG